GAUUCCGAGCAGAAAGAAUUGGAUGUGGAAUAGGCGUUUUAGGAUUGAAAGGGCCUCGACACAAGUUCUGGGAAGACUUGAGGCAGACGGCUAAGCAUGGGAAUUCCCCCCAGGAGGAUCCUCAAAAGGGAACUUUACAUUUCAGACCUACUGCAUUUCCAGAACUCAGACCCCAGGAAGCUCUCACUGCCCUCCAGGAUUCAGUGGUCUUUAAGGAUGUGGCUGUGGACUUCACCUUGGAGGAGUGGGCUUUGCUGGAUUCUGCCCAGAGGAACCUCUACAGAGAUGUGAUGCUGGAAACCUUCAGGAACCUGGCCUCAUGUCAAUUUAAAAUCAGUGGGUCAGUUUCUCAGCAGGAUAUGAAUGGGGAAAAAAUAUCUAAGGAACAAAAUACCUGUGCCUACAUUUUAGAAAAAAAUUGGUAAAACCAGGGGACAUAUAUGAGAAAUAAUAUGGUAAACAGACUCUUUAAAGAUAAUGAAGGUAAUCAAUGCUUCAGUCACAUGCCCAAUCUUACUCUGUACAAGAAAAUUUUCUCUUCUGGAGAAAAACCAUAUGAGUACACCAAGUGUGGGACAGUUUUCAUGCAUCUUUCUUCUCUAUCUCACUGUGGACAAAAACCGUAUCACGAUCAGAAAUGAAAGCAGGCCUGCAUUUAUCCCUCACAUCUAAACAGUCAUGCAAGACCUCACACUGGAGAGAAACCUGAUGGAUGUAAAUUAUGUGGGAAAACCUUUCCUCACUUCUACUCCUUUACUCAACAUAUCAGGACUCAAACUUCAAAGAAAAACUAUGAAUGCAAGCACUGUGGGAAAGUCUUCAUUGAGUUCUCCAGUCUUACUAGACAUGUGAGAACUCACACAGAAGAGAAGCCAUAUAAAUGUAAGAAAUGUGGGAAAGCCUUUAUCCCUCCCUCCAGUUUUACCAGGCAUGUGAAAACUCACUUUGGUGAGAAGCCUUAUAAAUGUAAGGAAUGUAAGAAAGUCUUUAAUUAUCCCUCAGUCUUUCAAAGACACAUUAUAACACACACUGGGAAAAAGCCUUAUGAAUGUCAAUCAUGUGGGAAAACAUUUCACCAUUCCUACUCCCUCACUCAUCAUAUAAAGAUUCACACAAUAGAGAAAAGCUAUAAAUGCAAGCAGUGUAGGAUAGCCUUCAAUCACAUCUCAAGUUUCACUAGGCAUGUGAGAACUCACAAAACAGACAAGCCAUAUAAAUGUAAACAAUGUGGGAGAGCAUUCAUUUAUCCCUCAACAUUUCAAAGACACAUGAUAACACAUACUGGAGAGAAUCCCUAUAAAUAAAAACCCUAUGAAUGUACGCAAUGUGGGAAAGCAUUCAGUUCUCCCAAAUCCUUUCAAGGUCAUGUGCAAAUUCACACUGGAGAGAAUCCUUAUGAAUGUAAGCAAUGUGGAAAAGCCUUCACUUGGACAUCAACAUUUAGAGAACAUGUGAGAAUUCACACUGAAGACCAACUCUAUAAAUGUGAAAAAUGUGGGAAGGCUUUCACUUCUUCUAGAUCAUUUCAAGGCCACGUGAGAACGCACACAAGGCAGAAACCUUAUGAAUGUAAGCAAUGCGGAAAAGCCUUCAGUUGGUCCUCAUCCUUACAGAAACACGUGAGAAUGCACACUGGAGAGAAACCUCAUGAAUGUAAACAGUGUCAAAAAUCCUUCAAGUGGCCCUAAUCCUUUCAGAGCCACAUGAGAAUGGCCUAUGAAUGUAUGUAGUAUUCAAAAGCCCUUAGUUGUCAAGUCAUUCUUUCUAAAACAUGUGAGGGCACACACUAGAAAUUCUGUAACUGUCAGUAGUAUGGGGAAACCUCAUGUUAAUUCAUGUAUGGUGCUCCAGAAAAUUCACACCAGGAGAGACAUCUUACAAGUUGUAAGUAUCGUAUUGUCUUUGUCAAUACUUCAUUCAUGAAGUAGACUCAUAAGUAAUGAAUGAAUUUUCAGCUCUUUUGAAAAUGUUUAUGUAAGAAAUAAUUAUCUAAAUCUUCUUUUAGCUACAGAACAUAUAUUUGAAUAGUUAAGAAAUUUAAAUGAAAUAAAACCACUUGUCUUUUUGUCUUGAAGUUUAUUGAACCCAUGGUGAUUUGAAGUGUACUUUCAUAAUUUUCUUACUGACCUGGUGUGGUAGAUAGUGGAUAGAUAUCACAUAACUAUUUUUCUUUUUGGUCUUUCUCAUUAUCUAAACACUGACAUGUUUCUUAGUAUGUAUCAGAUUGUGCUUUGUUUUCUAUGAAAUAACAGUUAAAAUUUUAAAGUUCAGUUAUUCAUCAAACGUUAUAAGGUAAAUGCUGGGGCUUACACAUUUAAGUAAAUUGCCAAUGGUCACAAACUGAGUUAGGGACAAAGACAGGAUCAAAGUUCAAAUCAAGCCUUUCCUACACAGAGUCUAUGUUCUUUAUUUGAUGCUAAUUUUUGUGCAUCCCUCAUAUAACAAGCAUUUUGGUCUCAGGAUGUACACAAUUUAAUUAAGACACUGUAUGUUCUAGCUAUAGAAGUACAAAACAAAUUCUUAGAGUCCUUGCUCUUACAUUUUUGUGGACAAAGACAGUUUAUAAAUGGCAAAGUUUUUAUAAGGAAAUAAGGGCUUCGCAAGAAAGUAAACUAUGGCAAGUGAAAUAACAGGAAAUGUAUGGAUGUUCUGUGUAUUUUCCCUAUAGACAGUAGCAGCCUUAGUGAAGAUGCCAUCAUUAAUUUAUAUAUUCUUCUACCUAGUGGGUACUAAAUUAACUGAGAAACUACUCAGGGGUGUUUGUAAAUAGUGGGGAGCAAUACAUACAUACAUAGUUGUGCAUUCACGGAGUUAAUAGUUCUGAAUCCCCAUAAAAAUAAACAGAUAUGCUUCAGCUUAAUUUCUGCAGUGGCUAAAGUUCUUUUUUUGUUUUUCUUUUAGACAGAGUCUCGCU
This is a messenger RNA of Microcebus murinus (gray mouse lemur), 2914 nucleotides long. The record is from RefSeq and is a predicted model, not a curated record. NCBI's taxonomy places the organism in Eukaryota, Metazoa, Chordata, Mammalia, Primates, Cheirogaleidae.